UUAUGUCUGCUGGUUGUGUUCGGUGGCUUCUGAGCCACACGGUGAGAGCUGCGUGCCGUGGGGGGCUUGUCUACGGAACACCCACAUCAAGAUUCCUGAUGUACUGCGGAGGUCAGAACGUCAUCCCAGCGACCUGGGGAAGAUCUUCGUUCUCCUCAGAAGCUGAUGACGUAAAAGAGACGCCUGCGACAACGAAAAAGAAGCAGGAUCUCCAAGCGCACGGCUCAAUCGUCAGCGUCGGCCGUAAGAUCCCUCACAAAGAGAUCCAGGUGGUCAGUGACACCGGCGAGAAUCUGGGCGUCAUGCAUUCAAGCAAAGCCAUCAGACUGAUGGACACGAAGAAUCUGAAACUGGUGCUGCUCCAUAAACACAAAGACCCUCCGGUGUACCAGCUGAUGAGCGGCAAACAGAUCCACGAAGAGCAGAUGAAACUGUGGGGGGAGCACAAGGCGAAGGCAGCGUCUGUGCAGUUGAAGGAGCUCACCUUUAAAGUCGACAUCGCACCUCACGACCUCACCACCAAACAGAAACAACUGGAGAGCUGGCUGGAGAAGAGGCACCACGUCAGGCUCACGCUGCUGGCAAAAAGAAACAAGCCUGUCGAUAACCUGGACUCGGCUCUGGGGCAAAUUGUGGAGCAAAUGAGCAUCAUGGUGGCCUUCGUCUCUCAACCAAAAGUGAAACGAGAAGGUCGCACAGCCACGUGCACCGUCCGGCCGCUGUCCAAAAAUGAACUGUUGCAGAAAAGAACACAAAAAGCUGCAAAACCUUCUGAGGAGGCUCAGAGCGAAACACCUGUUGGCAACAAGGUCACGCCAGAAGAGUGUGCACAGCAGUAAUGGGUCAAACGUCUCACAAGUACAAAACAACUGCGCCUUCACGUCACAGCUCGGGGCCUCAUACGGACUUUGUUUAUAGUUUGGAGACAGAGCCAGGAGCUCGGGGUUCUUUCAGCUGUUCACGUUUCCUGUUGCAAAUCACGUCAGCUGAUUAAAAAAAA
Molecule: messenger RNA, 1000 nt
Organism: Nematolebias whitei (Rio pearlfish)
Lineage: Eukaryota; Metazoa; Chordata; Actinopteri; Cyprinodontiformes; Rivulidae
Gene: mtif3
Product: mitochondrial translational initiation factor 3
Exons: 3
Coding region: 3-839 (278 amino acids)
Biological process (GO): ribosome disassembly; mitochondrial translational initiation
Cellular component (GO): mitochondrion
Molecular function (GO): ribosome binding; translation initiation factor activity
Source: RefSeq, a predicted model, not a curated record